Messenger RNA from Dreissena polymorpha, 1630 nucleotides. RefSeq lists its product as uncharacterized. Bases 61 to 1281 code for a protein of 406 amino acids. The transcript is spliced from 7 exons. Gene Ontology annotation, molecular function: GTP binding. Gene Ontology annotation, cellular component: membrane. The record is from RefSeq and is a predicted model, not a curated record. Lineage: Eukaryota; Metazoa; Mollusca; Bivalvia; Myida; Dreissenidae.
UUUUCUUUUCAAUACAGAUGAUAUCAUCUGUAUGAGAUGUAAAACACAACAGUUAAAGCAAUGAAGGGCCCAUGCCCAACAUGUGGGGCAGACACAGACAGUAGUACGGCAAAAUUUUGCAGCGCAUGUGGUUCGAAGUUACAACAAUUACAACAAAAUGCAGAGUCUAUUAGAUGUAACGGUGACGAUGAAGGUAAACCAUGUAUGGAACAAAUCAGUCUGGGUAAAAAGUUCUGUCCCAACUGUGGCAGACAAGUUGAUCCUAAAGAAUUUCUGCUAGGGAAUUGUCAGAAAUGCGGUCAAUAUUGUCCAGCUGCGAGCAAGAUGUGCACGCAUUGUUUACAAACUCUUACCCCAGAACCGAACGAGAGGACACAUCUGGGCAAAUUUGGGACAAAGCGUAUCCAGACCCUAACACGGCCCGUUUCGUCGUUUCUGUCUUGUGAACGUUGUGGUAAAGAACAGUUGGCUCACUGGAAUUUCUGUCUACAUUGUGGCGAAACACAUCGGUUCAAACCUAGAGAACCAAAAGCUCUUGGAACCGAAGAACGAACGUCAUUAAGAACAAACGAUGGUGAGGUACUUGACAUGAAACCCGAUUUGGGAAGUGAUGAGUUCGAUGACCAAAUUUUGAUCACUGAAGCAGAGGCGCAAGUAAUUAUGAAGGUUCUUGAUAAUGAUCAGUCGAGAAAGACAACCCCCCCUGCGAUAGAAAAAUUGUCUAUCCAAUCAAGAUCGGCAAAAACAACUGCGAAUGAUAAUAGUUUUGAUCAACUCCAGUCAACAAAGCAAAAAGUAUCAGUAGUUGCGAGGGUUCUUGGUCUUCAUCGGUCGACAAAGUCAGAGAUUGAUGCGAAUCAGACAGAGGCUGAUGCUUGUCAGAAACCUGAUGGUCAAGCAAAUGCGGCUGCGACUCAAAACGUUGUUGAUCCAGCGGAGGAAUCUGAUUUUAAGAAUGUUCUUGAUCAAUGCGGCUAUUCUGAGUUGAUGCAUCUAAUGGAACGAAGCAACAAUGAAUGGCGGGAUACGAAAAUAGAAAUUGCCAUAACAGGUGAAUCAGGGAGUGGAAAAUCCAGUUUGAUUAAUGCUUUAAGAGGACUUAAGGACGAUGCCCCGAAGCUGCGAUUCCUGGCUGCAUUGAAGCUACUAUGGAGCGAAAAAAUUACCAACACCCCGACAACGCAAAUCUCGUUCUUUGGGAUUUGCCUGGUGUUGGAACCCCAAAUUUCCCACAAGAAACAUACAUCAAGAAGGCAUGUUUUAACGACUAUGAUUUUAUAAUCAUGGUGUCUCAAUCGCGAUAUACCAUAGGUGAUACAUGGCUGGCAGAGAAAAUACAAAAUCUUUUUCCUGACUCAAACCUUUUUUUCGUUAGAACAAAAAUUGACGUCGAUCUUGGAAGUAUCCAGAAAGGAAGAAGCAAACAUAUGUCAGAUGAAGAACUCCAAGGAGUAUUCAGAAAUAUAAAACAGAAUUGUUAUGACAAUCUGAAAAAGGCAAGGAUAAAUAAUCCGCACGUUUUCAUGGUAGAUAACCAUGACACAUCUGCAUUUGAAUUCGGUAAGCUUGCUAAUACGCUCGUUGCGAAGGUCUCCGCCUUAAAGAAAGAUGCUUUAAUAAUGACCAUACA